Messenger RNA from Phycodurus eques (leafy seadragon), 3941 nucleotides. Its product is annotated as terminal nucleotidyltransferase 5A-like. Gene Ontology annotation, molecular function: poly(A) RNA polymerase activity; RNA binding. The coding region runs from base 496 to 1713 and encodes 405 amino acids. The transcript has 2 exons. Gene Ontology annotation, biological process: mRNA stabilization. Lineage: Eukaryota; Metazoa; Chordata; Actinopteri; Syngnathiformes; Syngnathidae. The record is from RefSeq and is a predicted model, not a curated record.
GCUGGCCACAGACUCGCCCUGACUUUGCAGCUGUGCACCUUCAAACUCGAUGACAUCACGGAGCAAAAUGUGAGCGUCCAACCGAUCGAAGUUGGUGUGGACGCGCGCGCGAGAAGGGAAGUCGAUAGUACGUACUUUGAGACGUGUGCCUAAGUGGUCCGCCGAAAGAGGGCCGUAUCGGGGAUCUUCGACAGGACAUCAUGGACGGGUCGGUGGACUGAAAGUGCAGAGAAAAGUGCGCUUCUGGAGCUGAAAAGACGUUUUGAUGCACUUCGCGACGCGUGCGUAAAAGUCCGCCGAAGUCUUGGACUGGACGGACCCGAAGUGCAGUUCUGCGGUCGAUGCAGACCCAGCUUGUGAGGCGGUGCGCGCUGCUGAAUUCAAUUUGUCUGGACAGUGUACACCCAGACCCAGAAGUAGGACAAGCUCACGCUGAGUUCCACCAUAUGCGCACGAGAGAAGGAAAGUUGUGAGAAGGAAGCGCAUUGAAGAAAGAUGGGCGAGAAUGCAGACGGAGGGGAGAGCGUCAACCUGAGCGUGCUCGACUGGGAGCAAGUGCAGCGGCUGGAUGCCAUCCUGGCCGGCUCCAUCCCCAUCCACGGCCGCUGGAGCUUCCCCACGCUGGAGGUGAAGCCGCGCGACAUCGUCAAGGCCGUCCGCGGCCGCAUGGAGCGAGCGCAGAUCCGCGUGCGGGAGGUGCGGCUCAACGGCUCGGCGGCCAGCUACGUGCUGCACGAGGACAGCGGCCUGGGCUGGAACGACCUGGACCUCAUCUUUUGCGCCGAGCUCAAGGGGGAGAAGGAGUUCCAGAUGGUCAAAGACUUGGUGCUGGACUGCCUGCUGGACUUGUUGCCCGAGGAAGUCAACAAGGAGAAGAUCACAGCCUUGACCCUAAAGGAGGCCUACGUGCAAAAGAUGGUGAAGGUGUGUAACGACUCGGACCGCUGGAGCCUCAUCUCGCUCUACAACAACCGCGGCAAGAACGUGGAGCUCAAGUUUGUGGACUCCCUGCGGCGACAGUUCGAGUUCAGCGUGGACUCCUUCCAGAUCCGCCUCGACUCGCUGCUGCUCUUCUACGAGUGCUCGGAGCACCCGAUGGCCGACGCCUUCCACCCCACCAUCCUCGGCGAGAGCGUCUACGGCGACUUCCCCGCCGCCCUCGACCACCUGCGCAAGCGCCUCAUCUGCACCAGGAGUCCCGAGGAGAUCCGGGGCGGCGGCCUGCUCAAGUACUGCCACCUGCUGGUGCGGGGUUUCCGCGCGGCCUCCGACUCCGAGAUGAAACUCUUGCAGCGCUACAUGUGCUCGCGCUUCUUCAUCGACUUCCCCGACGUGGGCGAGCAGAAGCGCAAGUUGGAGUCCUACCUGCAGAACCACUUUGUGGACCUGGAGGGCAGGAAGUAUGACUACCUGGCCGUGCUGUACAAAGUGGUGCAGGAGAGCACCGUGUGCCUGAUGGGCUACGAGCUGCGUCAGACACUAGGCCUCAUCUCCUCGCUGGCGUGGCGAGCGCUGGCCGAGCAGAACGCCAUCCCAAACGCCGCCAACGUCACCUGCUUUUACCAGCCCGCCCCGUACGUCUCCAACUGCAAUUUCAGCAACUACUAUGUGGCCCAGGUCCAGCCCCUCUUCGCCUGCCCGCCCUCGCCGCCCCAGCACUACAUUCCUCCCUCGCAGCAUCCCAUGCACGCCACUUGGCUGCCCUGUAACUAGAACCUGUACGACGACUGUGCGCUUGUGGAAUUUUUCGGAAACAUGCAUUGCUUUGUUGUUCCUUCGUGACUUGAGUGGAGUUAAACCGGUGGUUCUCAAACUUUUGACACCAAGUCCCAAAGUACCAGUGGCCGACAAUUUUGUGUUGAUCCAAAAGAGGCCGCGGCUUUAUUCCUAAAAAGUACAGUGGUGUCAUUUAAACAUAAAACAACCUUGCUUUUCUUUAUGAAAAAGUCGUCUUAGCUUAAUGCUAACAAACAAUACAAAACGUCGUUGACAUGCCAACGGUUAGCAUCGAGAGUUGUUCUUUUAAGACAGUUAAUAACACAGGCAUAUAUUCUUUAUCCUCUAUAAAAGAAAUGACUAAUGUUACAGCAUAUUUCUGAGUCACAGACGUGGAAGAAGUCUAUUCUUCGUUUGUGUCUGCAUCACUCUGCAUUAUCAUCGUGAUACGUGCGCUAGCUUGAGUUACGACUGUGGUCGCGGAACAAAUUCAACUUGUAUCUCGAGGCACCACUGUACAUUUAAUAUUAUUGUCAGUUACUUUAAGAGUCAGUUUGAAAAUCAAGUUCUGUAAUUCUUCGUGUACAACUAGAGGAAGCAAGCAUACCACUAAUACUGAGAAUCACCAAGUUUAGACGAAGCGUAACGGGAAGGACAAAUGAGGACAAGCAACCUGGUUUGAGGAGUUUCUCUUACCUUCCAACGUUUUUGCUUAUAGCUCUCAUAUCAGACAUGUAUACAAUUCAUUAAAAACUCUUUUAAUGACUAAGAGGGUUGAAUGGGAGCGAUGUGCUAACGAUGUUGAGUCACGGUCAAAACUCGCGGGGACUUUCUGUCGGUUACCAUGUGACUCCUUUAAUAAUGCAACAAAGGGUAAGCGACGGCUAUUUACAUAUCCAAAGGGGCGACAAGAGAAACAAAACAACAAUGCACGUUUUAAUUCUUCAGAGCAACUAAGUGCCUCUAAAAAAAAAAGGGAAAAGUAUAUUUUUUUCAAUUUCUUUGGGAGUGUUGGGGGUUCUCCAAGUGUGUUAUUUGGUGUAUUUGCAAGCUCGCAAUGAAUGCAUAGCUAAACAAAGUUGACCUUUGCUGACUCAGGCUUUCUACACUGAGGCACCAAGCGUUUUGUUGUUUUUUUCAGUUCUAGCGCUGGUCUGAAACACAGGCCGAUUAUCAUAGAGGAAGUAAUGACAAAACUGUACGGCGACACAGAGAGACAAUUGAAGGGAAGCGGUAGACUGGUGUGAUGAGAAGAAAAAAAAAUGCUUAUUCUAAUAAAAUGGAAGGGAGGAAAAACAACCUAUUUCAGACAGUUUCAUUUCUUAUCAGCUGGAUCAAGUUGGCCGCAAAAUGAUGAAGUAGGCACAACCAACUCUGAACUCUGAAAUUCAUACUACCUACUUGUUUUCGUUCACAUACAAAAACGGAGAACGUAAAACCAAAAUGUUACUUUGACGUUCACGACAAUAGAACUGUUCACAUCACUGUGGUGCACAGAACGCACGCCCAUGCAUCUUUGACAAGGUCACUAUCUGAUCGGGGGAGCGGACAUUGUUUGGAAUCACAUGCAAAAGGGGUCCUCGGUUUCCAACGGACUUCCUAUUGCAGCAAAGUCAGAAUGCGCCGUGGUCUAGUUUCGAACUUGUGUGAAAUAGGAACGGCCAUUUGGCUCCAUCCACAAUGGGGAGAAAUUAACAAUCAAUCGCUCUUGAAAAUAUUUGUUGUUGUUCUGAACUUUUCCAUGCCAGUGUGGUGUUGAGCAGAAUAAUACUGCCCAGAGGAGUUGCCUCUGCCUUAGAUGAAUUAAUUAGUGCACUCCAUUUUGCCUCAGUUAUUUCAAGACGUGAUUCAGUUCUGAUUGAGCAACACCCAUCCCUAAUGUUUACUGUUGCAAAAAUGACCGCACUUUCUAUCAGGAAACACUUUCAAAUGAAGUGGGUGCAAGUCACGUUUUUACAGUGUGUUGUUCUCUCAAACGUAUUUUUCUAUCAAUCUCAAUUUUUGUACACUUUGUCCUUUUUUUUUUUGGUUGCAUUUUGCACAUUUUGUGAUCUACUGCGGGCCGAAGACGAGCGAUGGCUGCGACGACUCGCAGGUGCGAAUUGCGAUCAGUGUGUCAUUGUUUGCUUUCGCUUUCAAGAUUUUGUCCUUGGCUGUAUUGUUUUUCCACACACAGAAAUGAUGAAUCUGAUUAUGUGUGUGCUCAAACGUAAUGAUUAAAAACU